This is a messenger RNA of Brassicogethes aeneus, 2226 nucleotides long. NCBI's taxonomy places the organism in Eukaryota, Metazoa, Arthropoda, Insecta, Coleoptera, Nitidulidae. The record is from the annotation of a GenBank genome assembly.
ACCUUUAGUAUUAUUUAGUUAUUUUUGGAUUUUUUCACAUAAUUUAUUAAACAAAUGCACAAAUAACCAUGGUUACAACCACAAUGCUUUUUUAUCUUUGUCCAUGAGUGACCAGCAUCCAAUAAUAUCUAAUUAUUCAAAAGAUAAAACCUAACGCCUACUACAAUAAUUUCUGGACUUCCGUUUUUGAAGAUAUUAAAACACGCCAGUCUUGGAGAAGAGUGGCUGAUAAUUAGCGAAAAAAUUAAUUGUAAAUUUAUUUAUUAAAAUAAUGAACGUGUUUGAAGUGCUAAUAUUUGGUGCCAGUAUAAAUAUUAUACUAGUAGUAGUACUAGGACUAAAUAAUAAUGGUAACGGUUUAGUGCCUGGUUAUAAAACGAACUAUGGAUAUGGUUUAAGGAGUGGAUCAGAACCAGGAUGCAACAGAUACCGGUUAAUAAAUGGAAGAGCAAAGUACAGGCAACGACAAAGGUUUGUCAGGUUUCUUUGCAACCCAGGGUUUCAAUUAAUGGGGGAUAAAUAUGCGACUUGCACGAGGGGACAUUGGGAUUUGGACAGCGUUCCUGUUUGCGUUAAAAACACAUGUAGAGCGUUAAACAAAACCGAACUGAAUAAUUUGCUGAUAUUUCCGACCAUGGGUGGGGCAGUUUUAAAUUUUUACUGCAAACAGGGGUAUACUUUGAAUGGAAAUAAUCAAGUGUAUUGCAAUGGGACCCACUGGCAAAAUGGAAUUCCAAGAUGCUUCGUAUCACACACGACUCCGCCUCUAUCGUGCAAUUUUGAGUCUGAAGACAUCUGCGGAUGGCAGCAUGACCUAAACCACGACUUCGAUUGGAGGAGGAUGAACUAUAACACCCCAAGUGGAACCAUAGGAACUGGGCCCGAAUAUGACCACACCAAAGGGGCAGGAGAAGGGGGCUAUUACAUGUACAUCGAAUCCUCCUCGAGAAGAGAAAACGACACGGCCCGUCUCAUUUCGCCGUUCUAUCAAAAAACCGCGACCGAUACUUGUUUUGAGUUCUACUACCACAUGUACGGCGCCACGACGGGAACCCUGAGGGUCUACUUGAAGAAAAUGAACGAGAGCUGGAACCUGUUGGAAAGCAAGAUGAUUUUUGACCUGAAAGGCAACCAGGGCAGCCACUGGUUCAGAUCCCUUCACUUUUUGGGGCCAAUUGAACAAGACUAUCAGAUUAUCAUUGAAGGUAUCAGAGGUAGAUCCUACAUAAGCGAUAUAGCCAUCGAUGACGUGAAAAUAAUAGAAAACUGCCAACGAGAGGAAAUUGUUAGUACCUCUACGACCGAAAUUUCUUACGGCACUGAAACAGUAAGGGUGGAAAGUUGCGAGAAUCAUUGCGGAAUGGUUUCUAGCAAUAACGAAUACGACAUCAUUUCUUGCGAUUGCGAUGAGAAUUGCCUGGAUAACAACAGGUGUUGUCCUGAUUACAUUGAUCAUUGUCUUAUGGAGACAACAACAGAAGAGUACACAACAACCGACAUGUCAAACGAAGUCCACUUUACAACUGAAAUUAUUCCAAAGUCAACCAAAAAGCCACCACAGAAUAGUUCAGUAACAUACAGAAAAACAACCACAACCACUAUACCACCACUACCAAAAUCUGUACCAAAGAAGCCUAUAUUUAUUGUAGAUGAGCCCACCCCUAAAAUAAUCGAACACACCCAACCUGCUCCCGCGAAAACAACGCCACCUACCACUAAAAUGACAGUUAAGUCAAAGCCUACUACAACUACUACUAAAAUUACGCCCAGUACUGCAAAAAAAUUUAUCAAAACAACGACAAAAACUAAAAAACCUGUUACAACGAAAAAAGUUAUAAAACCUUUUAUACCCCAAGUGAAAAAAAUAAAAGAGACUGAUUACAGUUACGUACCAGAGAGAGGUAACGACGUAUUCGACAAAUACGACUAUGUAGAAGAAAUGGGAACCAAAGUAAAAGGGACGUUUAACCAUUUCACAGAAAAAAAAACUUUACAAGUCGAAAAACCACAAACACAUUCGAAUACCGUCCUUAUUGUAGCAAGUGUGGCUCUGUGUAGUUUCGUUUUGGUUAUAUUACUGGCAGUUGGUAAGAAAUACGGUUGGUAUAACUGCGGGGACCGCAGGAAGUUAGGCAACUCUCAGAGCGACGUGCGAUUUUUGACAAACGAUGAGAUUUUAGAUUUUAGUUGCGGUUAUGAUGAUUUGUAACUUUUUUAAAUACAUUU